Drosophila hydei is the source of this 666-nucleotide messenger RNA. RefSeq lists its product as uncharacterized. Bases 90 to 647 code for a protein of 185 amino acids. NCBI's taxonomy places the organism in Eukaryota, Metazoa, Arthropoda, Insecta, Diptera, Drosophilidae. The transcript is spliced from 4 exons. The record is from RefSeq and is a predicted model, not a curated record.
UUGUUUGUUUGCGUAAAUUUUGUAGUAAACACGUCCCAAUUUUCGGACAUUGUUUAAUUUCCUUAUAAACAUUAUUCUAUGUUUGUGUAAUGAAAAUAAGUUUCAUAAUGGAUACGCAGUUAACAUAUGAGACAGCGGUCAAGAAAGCUCAAUUGGUGGAGCGUAACCCUCAAUUUCAGUUGGAUCCAAUGCGUGUGUCAAUGCACGAUGAAACUGACAUAAUAAAUCUAGCACAGCAAAUACAAUCGGCGGAUAAACAAUUGAAAAAUAGCACCAGUCAAAAAUUAGUUGUUAUACUCGAUCAGAUAAAACUGCUGCAAGCACAGGCAAUGGAUAUAUUGAGAGAGUCCAAUGACAGUCAAGCACUACAUAGCGCUGCCUGUAAUUUUACCAAGAAGCCUGGGCAUACUUAUCAUCUUUAUCAAAGAUCUACGGGACAGAACUAUUUUAGCAUGUUGUCACCAGAAGAAUGGAAUCAUCCGGCGGAUCAAACCUUCAAGGGCAGCUAUAGACUUGAAUAUGAUUUAACCUGGACGCCAAUCGAUAAAAUUAAAGAACACGAUGAAAAACUUAAAUGGGUGGAACAGUGCAUGAAUAGUAAUAGUGGCACAACAGCUGCAAUAGAUUUUAACAUAACGAAUAAUUAAGGAAAUAAUAAAUUUAUAU